This is a messenger RNA of Ixodes scapularis (black-legged tick), 689 nucleotides long. Its product is annotated as zinc finger protein 704. Gene Ontology annotation, molecular function: DNA-binding transcription factor activity; RNA polymerase II cis-regulatory region sequence-specific DNA binding. Bases 168 to 689 code for a protein of 173 amino acids. Gene Ontology annotation, biological process: regulation of transcription by RNA polymerase II. The record is from RefSeq and is a predicted model, not a curated record. The transcript has a single exon. Lineage: Eukaryota; Metazoa; Arthropoda; Arachnida; Ixodida; Ixodidae. Gene Ontology annotation, cellular component: nucleus.
GAAGUGAGAGAACAUCGGCCAGCUGUGCGGUAGAUAGCGAGCGGUCCGCCGGCGUACUCGGUGCGUUCACUGUGUUUUCUUUUUGUCGGACUGGCAUGUCACUUCUCCAGCUUGCGCGCGAGCAGGUCGAACCUUGAGAGGUGCGCGACGCGGGGAUACACAACACGAUGUCGACGGGCAAACGACUGGCCAAGCGAUCUAUCCUCGGCACACGAGUGUGCGCGCCGACGCUGGACGGACUCCACAUGCCUGGCGUCAUCCAGGCGACCAAGACGGAUUCGGACGACGAGAACGUCUACACGGUGUCGUUCGCCGACAAGACGACUGCGGAGUACCGCGGGGACGAACUAAUCGGGCCGGGCUUCCAGACGGUGGCCGGCCUCACGCUCAAGGCAAGCCAGAAGGUUUACGUGACGUUCAACGGGCGGGAGGUGUCCGGGGUCGUGAUGGAGCACGACGUGCCGCGCGACGAGGUGCUCAUCUCGAUCCAGCCAUCCCAGCACAACCACCACAUCUCGCAAUCGGUCGAGCUGCGCAAACGGUUGGACGAGGUUCGUCUGCUCGAGAGCCGCAAGUCGGCGAGACUUCAAGACUUGGACACCGACUACUCGCGGCUCGCCGAGGGACAGGGAGAGCUACGACGACGUGCCGCGUCGCUCAGCAUCGACGUGCCGGCUUCCAUCAAGUGA